GCAGUAGCAGUGUACAGAGUCCAGAGCAUUCAGUCAUUCAGUGCUGUGAGAGAUGCACUGGAUGCAUUCAGUGACGGCUUGCUCGUAGAGGGAUCUACUGAGAACUCAUACUGUCAAGAUGCCGUCUGGGAAGACUGUCAAACUCAUCCUUUAUGAGCUGCUGCAGUUCGCAUGUCUCUGUAUUCCUGUGUUUGUAGUAAUGGAGCGCUUUGCUUCUGUCAUAUGUUUCGUGAAGUCUAGUGCCACUGCCUAUUGGCUGGUGGUGGCGGCCUCUGUGGCCUAUGUGGCGUCUGUAACCCUGUUUGUGUGGGUUCCUUUGAAAUACUUCAUCCUCAGGACGCAGCGGUUCUCAGAAGUGACCAACUGGAGACCUGUUACACUUGCAUAUGUGAUCCUCAGCACUUUACCAUGCUUUGCUAUCAUCAUAGCCAGCUCAAAGGUUCAGGUUGAUGCUGAAUUUAAGAAUGAGCCCUUCACUGAACUCCCAGUCUCUCUGGUCUUGUUCUCCCUCAUUUGUGUGGACAUAGUGGAGAAAAUUCGCCCUCUUUGCCUGACUGGACAGGCAAGUGGAUUAGGGUUGGAUUUUGAGAUGCCGGUCCCAGUGUUGACUCACUCAGCGCAGGUGACAUCAGUGUCCAGACAGCUGCAGGCUAACGGACGGGACGGCGAUGCGUCUCCAAGGUCGCCAGUCAGGAAUGGGACUCUAUCGGGACAUUGGAGGGAUGCAGAUGGAGAAGGCACCACUCGCACCAGCAGCACAGCAUAUCUCUACACCUCUCAUUCUUAUUCAGGUCCGUUUCGCUUUGUCUGGAUUCAAGAACCUCGGCAUGACCUCUUUGUGGCCACCUUCAUGUUUUGGUUUGACACCGUGGAAAUGGUGAGGGUAGCCGGGACUGAUUCGGUGUAUUAUUCAGCUUGGGUGUUUCCCAUAUACAUACUGGCUUUUCUGUCCAUCCUGCGCGUUGUUAUAACUCCAGACAGUCCUUUGCUGGCUUCAUCAAGUGUCCUCACCCAAGAUUUGCCCUUCCUGGUGAUGCGUAUAUGCCUAGUGGUGGUUUUCGGUUAUGUUACGCCCGUGCUGUACAUACUAAAGAACAUUUUCACUGUGGUAUCUUUCGUGUAUUUUGUCUUUAUGACUAAACUAAAGCUGCUGAACAGAGAAAGCAUGUUCUGAGGGCAUUAUGUGAAGAACCGCUGAAGGAAUCCCUACAGAUUCGUGUAAUAUAGAUAGUAAAUAUGUUUUGGGGUUCAGAAUAAAAUGUGUAUAUUUCUUGGUUUUUAUUUUAUUUUACAGGUGGGCAAAACAGUACACAGACAUCUGAAUUCUAGUCAUUCUAUUCAUAUUUAUUGAAAAAUAUAUUGUUAUAAUACCGGUCAAAUGUUUGGAAUAAUUAGGAAAUACUGCUUUUGAAAGAAGUCUCUUAUGAUCACUAAGGCUGUA
Cyprinus carpio (common carp) is the source of this 1441-nucleotide messenger RNA. Its product is annotated as transmembrane protein 236-like. The record is from RefSeq and is a predicted model, not a curated record. NCBI's taxonomy places the organism in Eukaryota, Metazoa, Chordata, Actinopteri, Cypriniformes, Cyprinidae.